ACGGGAUUGCCGAGCUGGCGGGUGAUCAUUGGUCCAAUUUACCGCAGAUGCUGGUAGACCAGAUCUACGCGAUAAUUUCUCCACAAUUGCCUAUAUCCCUACUCUCCCUGAUCUCCCUCUCCGUGAUGUAGUCGCCGUCGACUGUAUUUUAGGUACUGCUCCGGCAAUGCUGGGGUUGCCUGCGGCGAGAGAUUUGUGGUGUCAUCUGAAGGUCGGCCGAGGUCGGACAUGGCCGACCUUUGCCUCUAGUUUUCUUUGAAAGCCUUCUUCGCAUGAAGGGCCCGCCGUCUUCCUGGGAUUUCCGAGGUUGGAUUUUAGGCCUCGCUGCUGCAGAGGAGGUCCGCCGAGGUUACGCAGCCGGCGGACGCAGGGUUGCUGUGGCGGCCGCGUCACGGAUUUCGGGUGGCAGCCGCAUUGCUUACCUUCCUCUUUUCCCCUUCCAUCUUCCACCAAAUCGUGCUCGAAUCCAGAAUGACAACAGAGGCUUGGGAGGAGAUCAGCGAGGCGCAACGAAGGGCGAGCACGAGAUGCACGAGGCGGAGUCGCUACCCGACGGAGGGAGUGGGGAGGAUGGGUGCAGUGGAGUUAUUGCUUUCCCGAUUAUCUCCCACGCGUAGAUCCUCAGAGAGCAUGUACCUCGCCUACACUUGUAGCUCCUGCAAGAUCCCUCCUCCGGACCCGUUAAAAUCCUGCCAAGGUUCCAAGGCGGAGGCUUCUCUCAUCAUAUUCUAGGGCAAAAUUGAGCAAAACCAGAAGGAGGCGAGAGCAGAUGACGGCUAACAAGAUAAGGGCGACGAUGGGCUCCAGAUCCGCCUCCUCCUCUCGCCGAGGCGGCAGCAGCCGAGGAGGCAGCAGCCGCGGUCUGGAUCUGAUCAGCCUUCUCCCGGACUGCAUGCUCAUCACAAUUCUCUCGUUCCUACCUGUGAAAGACGCUGCUCGGACCAGCAUCCUCUCCAGCCGGUGGCGCCACCUCUGGACCCUCGCCCCUCUCCACCUAGACGUCUCCGCGCUCCACCUCGAGGGAUCCCAUCCCUCCAGGACGCGGCGCGAGGACGAGGCCUGGCGAGUCCGCGCCACCAACCAGAUCCUCUCCGUCCACCGCGGGCCCAUCCCGAGCGGCUGCCUGUGGGGCUUUUUUCUCGACAACCCCGACAUUGGUCGCUGGGUGGAGACCCUGAUCAGAAGAGGCAUCCGGGAGCUCGCCCUGUGCUGCGCGGACAUGGAUCGCUUCUACCCGGUGCCCCUUCCUCUUCUCGAUUGCCGCUCUCUGCUGGCGCUGAAGCUCUCGCACUGCCACUUCCCGGAGCCCCCCCUGCCAUGUCCGACCUUCCUUAACCUUAGAGAACUAAGUUUCUAUUUCUGUGUCAUAACAGAUGAUAUCAUCUCCAACCUUCUAUCCUGCUGCCGGACCCUCCACAGCCUAGUCAUCACUGGCUGUAUGGGCCUUCUCUCCAUCCGCAUCCGCUCCCCAGGUCUCCGAAGUUUUACGCUGAACUGCUCCUCAGUUUAUGGCAAUGAAAUCAAUGAUCUCAUCAUCGAGGAUGCUCCAAAUCUCGAGCGCUUGAUGAUCCAUCGGAGCGUUGCGCAGGAUUCGCAGGUAACGAUUCUGAACACCCCAAGGCUGAAGCUUCUUGGCAUCAUGAGUACGGCGAUCAAGAUGCUCAGGAUGUGUGGGACUUACUUUGAGCUGAUGAACGUGAGAACAACACCUUAUGAGUCAACCAGGAUGGUUGGUAGCUUGCGCACUGUGAUGCAUAGUCUAAGAAAUCUGGCCAUCAGCGUGAACUUUAAUGACUAUCGUCAGGUGAAGAUAGUUCCCGAAUUACUCAGAUGUUUCCCUUGCCUGGAAAUAUUGGAUGUUCAGGUUUUCGGCACGGGUUGCCAUCGUGAGGAUUCUGCCUAUUGGGAGCAACAGGGUUCCCUUGAUUGCCUUCAUCAUCUGAAAAAGAGCACUAUUAAAGGUUUUGAAGGGCACAGGACUGACUUGGCAUUUGCCAAGUUUAUUAUUACAAAAGCUCGCAUGCUUGAGGUGCUCACUCUUCUUUGCAGAUUUAAUUGGACAAGAAAAUGGAGAGACACUAUACGACGCCAUUUGGGCCUUAAGAAUCGUGCCUCUUUCGAUGCUCAAGUAAUUCUAAAGACAACAAAUAGUGGCACCAAUGAGUUUUCAACUUGGGAUCCAGUUAUUUAUGAGUUUUAAACAAUUAUUGUAUGAAGAAAUUUAAGACUUUUUAAAUAAAUCAGGGAAUUUGUUUCCCUGUUGGAAUGGGCUGAGCCUCGAAAUUUUCUCA
Molecule: messenger RNA, 2291 nt
Organism: Phoenix dactylifera (date palm)
Lineage: Eukaryota; Viridiplantae; Streptophyta; Magnoliopsida; Arecales; Arecaceae
Product: F-box/FBD/LRR-repeat protein At1g13570-like
Molecular function (GO): protein binding
Source: RefSeq, a predicted model, not a curated record